AGUACUUUGCCCUCAGCCAUUUUCGUAAACGAUCAAUCGCAUAAUGACGUGAAAAGUGUCGGGAAUCUCGGAAUUUCUACACUUAUUAACAUCUUAUUGGUGCAGGGAUUGUGAUUGGAAGAAGAUGGUGGUCGGAGGAGGGGCCUCUGGUCCUGCAAGAGGCCCCGCUUGUAGCUCAGGGAUGAAUGCCAGAGACCUCGCAGAUAACGAUGAUCUAGCAACCAGCCUUAUACUUGACCCCUACCUCGAGUUCACCACACACAAGAUGAACACAAGAUUUCGGCCUGUAACGACACGGACAGAGCAUUUACGUUACAUCUUACGGAUCUUCAAGGAAGAUCAGAACUAUGAGAAGGCCUACAACAAGCUGAUGUCAUCGGGGGACUGGGCUAAAGUUUUCCUCUCUAACAAGUCUAAUUUUCAAAUACAAGUAUUCAAAGAACAUGUAUUCCGUUACCUUGGUAUGUUUGACCCCGAUUCCGGUUUCGAGAUAAAACCUUGCUAUCGAUAUUCACUAGAGGGUGCCGGAGGGAAGAUUGUUACAACAUGCCACUGGUCUAAGCAUGAGAAGAUUGAUAACUUGGUGGGGUGUAUUGCCGAGUUGACAGAGUUUGAGGAGAACACUUUCCUCAAGUCGGGAGAGAAUGAUUUCAGCAUCAUGUUUUCAACGCGAAAGAACUGUGCCCAGCUGUGGCUCGGACCUGCUGCCUUCAUCAACCAUGAUUGUCGGCCGAACUGUAAGUUUGUAGCUACAGGGCGAGACACGGCUUGCGUCCAGGCGUUGAGGGAUAUAGAGCCGGAGGAAGAGAUCACAUGUUAUUACGGAGAAGACUUCUUUGGGGAGAACAACUGUUAUUGUGAAUGUGAAACGUGUGAAAGACGACAGAGUGGUGCGUUCACCCCUAAGGGUUCUCCAGACAAGAAAAAAGAAACGCCAAAGUACAGUCUCAGGGACACCAACAAGCGGAUCAUGCGCCUCAAGAAACAAAAAAAGGAGGACUCUGGCACGGAGCAAAAUAAACCACCAAAGCACAUCUUACACAGAAGUGAUUCAGAAAGCAGCCUGAGCUCAACUAAUAGCAACACGGAAGCUUCCUCCAAGCAAGUACUAAGCACCACCAAACCUCGUUCUAACCGACGACCGCUGUCUCCGUCAAGGACAACCAAUCAAGCGCUAGUCGACAUCCUUGCCGAGCAGAAAUGUCUUUCAAGAUGCGAUGCGGAACUCAUGCUCGCAGAGGGCUAUAAAGUACGGAGUUCAAAUCCUGUUCCGUUGAAAGAGGCAAAGGUCCUCUUAACGCCACACAAGUAUGAAAAAGACAAAAGAGUUGUGGUUGCUGGUAGCAGUGGACGAUCGUUGCGAAGCCGAAGGAAACUUGAGAACGCCCUUGAACCAACCAGUAACCAAAGAAAGGAUCGUCAGUCGGGAAGGACUAGAAACUCCCCUUCCCGUGUCCAAAGGACAAAAGAAACCAAUGUAGUGAAACUGUGCAACCCUCCUGGACGGCAAGAGUCUGUCGCUUUGCGUUCACCUUUGCGCCAUUCUGGAAAUGCUGCAGAUUUUCCUCUGUCAGUUACAACUGAACUGCAGGUUGACACCAAUGAUCGGUCAAGGAAGAAGGUUGUUCUUCUUUCACAAUCAUUGCCUCGAUCACGAAGAAUGUCAGUGUCCCCAUCAACUGUGGAUUCUCCGUCAUUGUCACCAUCACAAAAACCGCAGUCGCCUCGGUCCGCAGUAUUGCCUGCAAGAACGUUAUCAUCCCUCCUCUCAGCUCCAUUGACCCUGACAAAUGCAUGUAGGACUUUGUCCAAUUCUAUACUUGCAGAGACCAAGGCUAUUUCAAUUCAAAGUGAAGACAAACUGACUGCAAAGUUAAAAGAGGGGGUGCAAUUAUCAUCAGACUCUGAGGCAUCGAGUGCAGGCACUCUGAGUAUGCCAAAGGACGAUGAUGAUGAUGAUGAUGAUGAGUUUAUAGUUGUCGACGAUGAUGGCGAUGAUACCGGUGAUGAAUAUAUGGACGCCUUGGAAUCUGUAUUCAGUACACCAAAGCUUGCUUGCCCAUCGGCAAAGGAAUGUGAAUCCGAAGAAUUAUCGGGCAGUGGUGACACAGCUCAGGGACCUACAAUAGAUGCAAGGAAAUCAAAUAGUGUGACUCAGAAACGAAUCAUGACGUACCAGUCUGAAAUCUCUGCAUGCAAGACUAAGCUGACAAUACGUGGAAUACGCCAACUGGUCUCACAACCAGUGGACAGUUCAUCGAAGACUGGAGGAUUGUGCAACGGGGAUCUACAGAGUGAAAGUGCAAGCCUAGCAAAAAACACAACACUUGGUAGCCUGACAAGGAGCACCCGAAAGAGGCAGCUGGGUAAAUCAGAUUCAGAGGAUGCAGCAAGCUGCAAAAGCCCCAAGAGUGAGUUGAAACCUACUAUUUUGAAGGUGCCACGUCUUAAAAUCCGUGUGAAGGACCCUAACGGGGACAUUGAGGAGAUUGUCACAUCAUCAUCAGAUGAGGAACGUAGUCCUCAACUGCAUCACAAGUUUAGCAGAAGACUUGAUGAUUCAUCAAGUGCGAAAGCAAACCUCUCAAGGAGAUCGUCUGGAAAGAGAAACUCUGUGCAAAAUCCCAAGAAAGAAACCAGAAAGCAAUCCUCCACGGGGAAAUCCGAGAUCAAACUAGGGACGAUGCUCGAGGGUAAGGGCAAUCAGACAAAGAAUGCACCUAGUCGUUUCCAACUUCCCAAUUUGAUUUCUAGUUCACAAGGAGAAAGACCAGAAGAGGCAUCCUCGGAGUCCAUAUCGCCGCCCGUACUCCCAAAGAUUGAUGACGACGAGGACCUCAUCAUCGAUGUCGAGGACGAGUUUGAAUUUCCCCUUCCUCCACUGGAACCGGAGGGGCAUGGCCUCUAUGCGUCAGUGGACGCGAUACCCUGUGGCAUCGAGACACAGAAAGUACGCUUCAAGUUCGGCCAGGAGUCGAUGCAAUUUCACAUGCCAAGAGUAGCUCAUUCCCAUCUUGAAAAACCCCAUUCAGUACCUUCUUGCUAAUUGUUAUAACUUAUUGCUUUUAAGGUAUUGUAAAUUCAUUUGUUUUGAUUCCCAACAGACCUUAUGCAUUGAUGUCAUAGCGCUGCCAUCUUAGAGGUCAGUGCCAUGGUUCACCAGUGCCAUUGCCUUGCGUGCAUUGGUGAUCUGCAGCUGGCGCAUCUUUGACAACUCUGUCUGCGCAUAUUCCUAUAUCCUCUGAGAGAGGGCGCUAUGAGGUUAUGACAUCACAUGCAUAAGGUCUAUUAAACGCUAGUGUGAUUUACCAUCUUGUUUUUCCUUGUAAUGUAUUCACUAAGCUGCAGUUUGUCAAUGAUUCAUGAAUGUUAAGCGAAUAAAAUUAGCAUAUCAGAAAUAUGGCUGAGGAGCCCUACUUCAUCCGCCUUUUUGCUGAUUACUAAAAAACAGGAUGAUAUUGAUCUAGGUCCCGUUUCAUAAAGACUUGUUAGUGCAUAAUUACUAUUAUAAGUCUACACUCAGCCAAUCAAAUUGAAUGAUUUCAGUAGCUUUAAACCGUUAUUGUAACAAGUUUUAUGAAACGGGGCCUGUGUUCUCUUUUGAACACACCAUAGCAAAGUACUCUAAAGCAGAUAUUUAAGUCAGUGUGUGAGAUGUUUGCAAAGAAAUUAAUUACGAUCAGUAAACAUGUUCCAUAGUAUGAGAAUUUUAGUCUACCUGUACUAACAAUCAGAAUGUACAUGUAUCACAGGAUUACUUAGUAUCAUAGUAUUCGACCCUUUAUUAACCCUUUCCGUUCUAUCUUUAUUUAAAGUUAUGUGCAAUCGUGUCUUUUGAGUUAAGUUUCAGUGUUCAACAUGUACUGGUACAUGUACGUGUAUUAGUGACUUGAAAUAUUAGCACUGUAUUGAUGAAUUGAAUUAUCUUGAGUAUGCUAUGUACUACAUGUAUAUUUGCCUGAGCACUCCCCCCCCCCCCUCCAUAAAGCAGCAAUUUGCUACUACAAUAAAGAGAAAAUAAACAUGUUCUCAUAUUUUUUGUCUCUGUAAUUAUUUUGCUACAAAUUGGUUGAUUUGAAUUGGUCACCUACAAAAGACUGUAAACUUAACAUAAAUAAAAAAAAAAUGACUAAACUUCUACCACCACUGAACAUUAAUUUGUUAAUGUCAUUGCCUUUUGUAAGCCCAUUUCCCCACCCUUUUUCAGAUAAACACAAAAUCAUGGAAGUGCUUGGUACAUGGUUUGCUAUUUCAAAAAGGGUCAAAGAAGAGAAUCGACUGAGAAUUUGACCUCUAUGUGAAAUAACCACCACCCCCUUGAUCCCUGUACAAAGACGCAUCAAUUCAGUAGUCAAUGAGACAGAUGAAAAUAUAGCAAGUUAAACAUAUCAGAAUGGUGACAUGAUGGUGAAUAUAAAGUUGUUCAUGUACACUGAAAUGAAAUUGGAAGACGAUCUUUUGAGUAGAGCUGAAUAUUCAGACAAUAAUAUUCAUAAUAGUAUGUCCAUUUAUAUAGUGCAGUUACUAUGUGCAUAUACUCAACUGCGCUUUGAUACUUGGUAUCAUAUUGAUAGGCACCAUAUUAAUAGGCGCUAAAGCGUUCAUGGAAAAAUCCUACUGGGUACCCAUUCACCUCACCUGGGUCGAGUGCAGCACAAUGUGGAUAUAUUUCUUGCCAAAGGAAAUUACGCCAUGGCUGGGAUUCGAACCCACGACCCUCUGUUUCAAAGUCCGGAGACUAAUCCACUGGGCCACAACGCUCCACAAUUCAAUGAACCGUCAUUAAUGGAUGUGUGUAACGUGCAUUACCUCCGAUGGUUUUAGCAUCGGAACUGACUGAUGCCUAAUCUUGUUGGUAGGACCAAGAUGAAAUGUUACUAAUUUUUUUACAAUGCACUGUUGCUAUGUUAGGCACACAUUUUCUAUCAAGGGAAUAGCUAAAGUAAGUUAUCGCUAUAGAUUUGUACAUGAAGUUGACCUACAAUGUGGAAAAGAAGUUGAUCAUGUAUAUGU
This is a messenger RNA of Lytechinus pictus (painted urchin), 5013 nucleotides long. RefSeq lists its product as uncharacterized. NCBI's taxonomy places the organism in Eukaryota, Metazoa, Echinodermata, Echinoidea, Temnopleuroida, Toxopneustidae. Bases 125 to 3046 code for a protein of 973 amino acids. The transcript is spliced from 8 exons. Gene Ontology annotation, cellular component: nucleus. The record is from RefSeq and is a predicted model, not a curated record. Gene Ontology annotation, molecular function: histone H4K20 methyltransferase activity; protein binding.